GUAGAAGCAUGGUGAUUUCUCCAAAAGCAGUAGUUGUGUUUAGUGGGAAAAGAAAGUCGGGAAAAGAUUUUAUUGCAAAUUUGCUUCAAGAAAAAUUUUCUGCAGAACUCUGUGCAAUCUUAAGACUGUCUGGUCCAUUGAAAUCACAGUAUGCCAAGGAGAAUGGGCUUGAUCUACAGAGACUUUUGGAUUCUUCAGAAUACAAGGAGAGCUACAGGGAAGAUAUGAUUCAAUGGGGAGAGAAGAAAAGAAAUGAAAACUCAGAGUAUUUCUGUGUUCUUGCAACUUCUGGCACAGAUUCUGAUAAAGAGAUCUGGUUAAUUAGUGAUGCGAGAAGGAAAACAGACAUUGAGUAUUUUCUAAAAUAUUAUCACCAGAAAACUUUAACUGUCCGUAUCGAAGCAACUACAGCAGCAAGAAAGGAAAGAGGAUUUGUUUUCAAAAAAGGUGUAGAUGAUGUAGAAUCUGAAUGUGGACUGGACUCUUUUUCAGACUGGAAUCACAUCAUAAACAAUAACGGAGACAGAGAGACAUUAGAGCAUGAGUUAAUUCCCUUGAUCAAUGAUAUCAAAAAGUUACAAGGCCUUCAACUACCUUGAUGAUUAAAAUUGAUAAUGACAAUUUUAGAAUUAGCUCAGCCAUGGAGCUAAUGGAAGGACUUGCAAAGUUACUGAUGUGCACUGGAAAGACCAUUUCUUCUAUUUAUGUCAUCUAAGAAGGCAUAAAAACUUUUUGGAUUUAAAUUUACUUUUAACUCACCUGAGAUGAAAGCCUUCUCAAGUAUACAUCCAGGGCAUGUAAUAUGAAGUCAUCAUUGUUUAUAGGGGACUAAUGUUCCCGUAUUUUGUGGGUUACCCUUAUUGAAUUCACGUCCCCAGGAAACAUAUUAAAAUGCAAUGUAUAAUAGGGUUUCAAACUUAAAUCAUGUGUAUAUGGGAGUUACCAACAAAAUUGUGUUCUAAUAAAUGAAACUGAACAAUA
This is a messenger RNA of Saccostrea cuccullata (small rock oyster), 981 nucleotides long. Its product is annotated as phosphomevalonate kinase-like. NCBI's taxonomy places the organism in Eukaryota, Metazoa, Mollusca, Bivalvia, Ostreida, Ostreidae. The transcript has 4 exons. The coding region runs from base 9 to 599 and encodes 196 amino acids. The record is from RefSeq and is a predicted model, not a curated record. Gene Ontology annotation, molecular function: phosphomevalonate kinase activity. Gene Ontology annotation, cellular component: cytoplasm. Gene Ontology annotation, biological process: isopentenyl diphosphate biosynthetic process, mevalonate pathway; cholesterol biosynthetic process.